Molecule: messenger RNA, 714 nt
Organism: Rotaria sp. Silwood2
Lineage: Eukaryota; Metazoa; Rotifera; Eurotatoria; Philodinida; Philodinidae
Source: the annotation of a GenBank genome assembly
AUGAUGUUCAAUAAUGUUCAAGAUUUAGUUAGUUAUUUACGUCGUUCACAUAAUCAAUCUAAGUUAUCAAAGCGUUUACAAAUGUUCACAAAAACACGUUGGAAUUUAGCCUAUUCAAUGAUUUACAGUUUUAUUAGUGUUUAUCCAGAAUUAUCUGGUGUUGUAAAAGAUCCAGAACAAAAACAAAAGUUGGCUGCAAUUGAUUAUGAUGUUCUUUUGGAAUUUAGCAAUUAUUUUAAAUAUUUCGUCGAGGUGACAAAAGUAUUAUCAGCUGAUAAACAUCCAACUAUUCAUUUAGUAUUACCGUUAAAGCAAUGGUUAAUCAAUUUAUCAAAACCAAAUGCACAUGAUUCUGCUGCAAUUGCUUCUUUGAAAAAAUACAUGCAUCAUGAAAUUGCUUCAUAUUGGGAGCUUGAAGAUGUACACUUUAUGGUUAUCAUUUUACAUCCAAAUUUCAAAUAUUUACAUGUAUGUCCAGCUGUUAAAGGCAAAUGUUAUAAUUUAUUAAAUGAUGAAAUUGAAAGACGUCGUGCAAAAUCACGAUCUUCAUAUGCAUCAAGUAGUUUGUCUUAUCCGACAACUACAUCACGACAAACAACAGAAGAAAAUGAUGCUGAUAUUAUUGAAUCAUGUUUUGAUCUUGAACAAUCUCAAACAAGACAACAACAUAUUAAUGAUGAGUUUGAAGGCUACUUGAAUGACGAAACAAAAUAA